AUGUCGAGAAGAAAUCAAUUGCUGUCUUCAAUGGAUGUAGAUGACGACGAUGAGAUGCCGUCGAUGCCUUCGAUGCGUCCAUCAAGCUAUGCACAGCGCACAGAAGACACUGGCAGCUCAAAGCCCAUGAUCGACAUCGACGAGCUAAUGGCGCAAGAUGCAGAUACCCCGGAAUGUGCACUGGCGCAGCUUACGAGAGCGUGGGUGGCUGAGCGCGGUGCUCCCGUGCUGCUGGAAUGGCAGGGCGACGUCGUCGAUGAGGUUAUGAGUCAAGUAGAGGAGCAGACUAAGAUUGUUGAAAGCCUCAAGUCAGAUGAUAGGAGUACAGAUGAGGAGCAUUUCCAGCUUAUUCUCGUGCAGACUGAAGUUGAGCGCGCGAAAUAUGUCAUCACAUCCUAUGUUCGUGCGAGAUUGAGCAAAAUUGAGGAAUUCGCUCAGUACAUAGUCGCUAACCCAUCGAGCCACACGAAUCUUUCGGGCAUCGAGCUCUCACAUGCGCGCAAAUUCUGGCGUCUGGUUGAGAAUCAUUAUCAGAUGUCGGUGUUGCAGGGUCUGCCUACAGCGAUGCGUGGGUUGGAAGACAAUCAGAAUGGGAAGAGCAUGAUGGCCGAGCCAGAUGUGGACACGGCGGUGUUCAUCAGGGCGAGGAGGAACGUGGGAGAGGUGCAGCUACCACAGCAGGCGAUACAGCUAAUGAAGAAUGACUGCUACCUGGUACGAUACAGGGAUGUGAGCUACUUGAUAGCGAGUGGGGGAGUGGAGAUAGUGUGA
Molecule: messenger RNA, 771 nt
Organism: Wallemia ichthyophaga EXF-994
Lineage: Eukaryota; Fungi; Basidiomycota; Wallemiomycetes; Wallemiales; Wallemiaceae
Product: DNA replication complex GINS protein SLD5
Exons: 3
Coding region: 1-771 (256 amino acids)
Biological process (GO): DNA-templated DNA replication; double-strand break repair via break-induced replication
Cellular component (GO): GINS complex
Source: RefSeq, a predicted model, not a curated record